GGCUGUCUCGCAAAGGGGGCGGGCAGUCAGGUUUGGUUGCGGAGCUGAAACCGGUCACCGAGCACUCCAGCACGUUGUGAAGCCGCUUCUGGUGAUUCAAAGAAAUCACUUGUUUCUAAAGCCUCCACGUUUUUGAAAAUUAACCCACUGAGAUUUCCAGUUGACCAAAGAAAUGGUGAUGGAGAAGCCAAGUGCCCAGCUGGUCGGGCGAGAGUUUGUCCGACAGUAUUACACACUCCUGAACCAGGCCCCCGACUACCUGCACAGGUUUUAUGGGAAGAACUCGUCCUACGUGCACGGCGGCCUGGACAACAACGGCAAACCGGUGGAGGCCGUUUAUGGACAAUCUGAGAUCCAUAAGCGGGUGAUGGCUCUGAGUUUCCGCGACUGUCACACUAAGAUCCGACACGUGGACGCCCACGCCACGCUGAACGAGGGCGUGGUGGUGCAGGUGAUGGGCGAGCUGUCCAACAACAUGCAGCCCAUGAGGAAGUUCAUGCAGACCUUCGUGCUGGCACCGGAGGGGACUGUUGCCAACAAAUUCUACGUCCACAACGACGUGUUCCGUUACCAAGACGAGGUGUUUGGAGACUCCGACUCUGAGCCUCCAGAAGAGUCUGAGGAUGAGGUGGAGGAGAUCGAGGAGAGGAUCCCCUCCCCCGACAUCGCUCAGGAGGACUCGGCUCCGUUCUACGACCCGACGCCCUGUUCAGAGCCGACAGCCCCCGGAGACGAAGAGGAGGCGGCAGCAGCGAGUCCAGAACCCGAGCCGGAGGUGGAGAAGGAGGUCGAGGUGGCGGCGGCUGUGGAGCUGAAGCCGGACACGACGCUGGAGACGCAAACCGACACAAACACAUCCGACGACCAGACAGAGAAAAGCCCCGCCGCCGCUGCCCCCCCCAUCGCUGAACCCGUCGCCGCCCCCGCAGAACCAACGCCCGCCGCUCCAGAAGAAAACAGGUUCUCCUGGGCCUCCGUCACCAGUAAGAACCUCCCCCCCAGUGGUGCCGUCCCAGUCUCGGGGAUCCCUCACGUCGUCAAAGCCCCCACAGCACCGGCCCGAGCGGAGGUGAAGUCAGAGACUCAGACAGCAGCAACGAGACCACAGAGAGACCAGAGGCCCAACAGAGAACAGAGACCAGGAGGACCCCCACCUGUACACAGAGGACCCAGACCAGUUCGGGAAGGAGAGCAGGGAGAGACGGAGAGUCGCCGGGUGGUCCGGUACCCCGACGCCCAGCAGCUGUUUGUGGGGAACGUCCCUCACGACGUGGACAAGACGGAGCUGAAGGAGUUCUUUGAGCAAUACGGUACAGUCCUGGAGCUGAGGAUCAACAGCGGAGGGAAGCUCCCAAACUUUGGUUUCGUGGUGUUCGACGACUCUGAGCCCGUGCAGAAGAUCCUCAGCAACCGGCCCAUAAUGUUCCGAGGCAGCGUGCGGCUGAACGUGGAGGAGAAGAAAACCCGAUCGGCUCGGGAGGGCGACCGGCGGGACGUCAGGCCCCGCGGCCCAGGGGGUCCCGGCGGCCCCAGGGAGCGAAUCGGAGGCGGCGGCGGUGGAGGAGGAGGUCCCCGAGGCCCCCCCACCCGCGGCGGCAUGGCACAGAAACCCAGCUUCGGCUCCGGGCGGGGCGCCGGGCCCAGCGAGGGUCGCUACCCCACCCAACGUCAAUGAGGGCCCCCCCAAACCUGAGUUAGAUUACUGUCUGGAUUCAACUGAGCAGCAGGAAGCAAUUGGACUGAAAGCUAAAAUAUAACUUUACAUCGUAGGAGCAAAACGUAGUCAUUUUAGGGUCCACACACACACACACACACACACACACACACACACACACACACACCCCGGUUCUUCCUCCUGAGUGUGAAGGGGUUUCUGAGUAACUGAUCAGGUUUGGUUGAGAGCUCUCCACAUCUGUCCCCCCUGAAGACAGCUUCCUCACCCUCCUCUUCCUCUUUCUCACCCGCUGCUCUUUGUUUCCCGCUGAGGAAUCCAGAAUGUCACCCCCCCUCUUCCUCCUCUUCUUUUUGUACCCCUCUCUCCUCCUCCUCCUCCUCCUCCACCAACACAUGUAUUAUCUGGACUUUUUUUUGUCUUUUUUUUGUUUUUCAUUGCUGAACUUGAAUUUAUUAAAGAAACAAACACGCAAACACACGAGAAAAAGGGUAAAUACUACUUGAAUUGGGGAUUAAAAAACCCAGAGGUUAGGUUUUUUUCGCGUUCUCUCUCCCUGUUUCUUAAAGGAACGUGUACUUUACUGCUUGGGCAAUCCUGUGUAUUGCUGCCACCGUUGUACCUGGCGAUGGAUCUGUCUUAUCUUUUUAUUCUAUCAGGUCAAGAGCUGAACUGUCGUGGUUUUUAUUUGAGUAAUGUUGGCUUGUAACAUGUGGACGCAUCCGAGCGCCGAGCAUGUUUCAAAUCAUGUAUCAAAUCCUGUCAGGCUUCUUUACCGAUGCACUUCAUUCGUCAUCACGUUUAAAACGAGCUCACCUGCCGAUGAGAGAACUAAAUUAAAAGUGAUUUACUGUUUUAAA
Messenger RNA from Eleginops maclovinus (Patagonian blennie), 2532 nucleotides. RefSeq names its product GTPase activating protein (SH3 domain) binding protein 1 (gene g3bp1). The transcript is spliced from 12 exons. Gene Ontology annotation, cellular component: ribonucleoprotein complex; cytosol. Gene Ontology annotation, molecular function: mRNA binding. The record is from RefSeq and is a predicted model, not a curated record. Bases 173 to 1675 code for a protein of 500 amino acids. NCBI's taxonomy places the organism in Eukaryota, Metazoa, Chordata, Actinopteri, Perciformes, Eleginopidae.